UGUCACCUGUGUUCCCCGUGUGUUCCCACUGUCCUCGUUAACCCUCGGUGUAUUUCUGUCUGUGUCUCCCUCUGUUCGGCGUCGCGUUCUCCCUCAUGUUGUGUGGAUCUCCCCGUGUCUGCCUUCAAGUGGUAGUUUACGUUUUUCCAGUUUAAGUUUUGCAUAUCCUGUGUUCCGUCCUGCCAGCAUUAAAGCUGCGUUUUCAGUUAUCCCCGUGUCUGUGAGUUGCAUCUUGGGUCCUUCUCCCGCCUGCCGCACAACGCACCAUGACAGAAGAACGCGACCUUGACAUGGACCCAGCAACCCACAACCCCUCCGCUGAGCUCCGGGAGGAUUUGGUUUAUACGGUGGAGUACCACUGUCAGGAGUGGGAGGCGCUACCAGGAGACGGACACCGGGAGGUCGUAGCCGCCCGUCUACAGCGGAUGGUGUCCGGACUCCCGUGGCUGUUCGGCUCGCUGCACCCCCACAUCCGGGACUUCCUGGUUUCCACCGUAGGCGUCCGCCCAGAGCUGCCUCUCCAGUGCGAGGAGCCGGAGGAGGUCCAGCCCGGCCCGCUGACGGAUUCGCGGCCCGGCUCGUCUCCUCCACCAUCCCGGAGAAAACGGCGUUCACGCCGCCGACGCACCACCCCACAGCUGGACAUUCGGACUCCUACGUUACCUGCGGGGGUGAGUGAGGACUCUGCAUCUCUCCCUAACGGUGAGACCGUUCGCUCAGGGGCUGUGUUCUGCGUGGCGGAUGACAACACGAGCAGCUUACCGCCUGUCUACGCUACGCGGCGCACAGGGAUGCCAGAGGCCAGCGACUUUGGCGAGGAAGAGCGGCGGCAGGUGUUACAGGCUUAUCGGGAGGACGAGCUCCGGUGGAAGCCCUGGCUCAUCACGGAGGAGGACCUCUCACCUGCUGCACAGCCUACCAGCCGCUCGCCGUCUCCGAUCCGCUCAGACGUCACUUCGCCUGCCUCGUUUCUGGCAAGGAUGUGGGAAGGAGACUGGGAGAGCGCCGCUACGUCACCCUCUACAUCGGUGCCAUCAGCUCCCAUCGCGCCGGCUUCCUCUGCUCGUAGGAGGCGGCGCGCCCGCCGCCAUAAACUGGACAAUACUAACACUACGGGACAUGAAGUGGACGGCGGGUUCAUUUUCGAUAGAGCCGUUUUUGUCGACCCUGAGCCUGCCGUUUCUCGGACUGUUGUUCCUGAGCCUGCUCCUUUUCCUGUUUGUAUUUCACCUCCCAGGUCUGUUCAGUUAGCUCCCUCGCAGCCACCCUCAGUUCAGUCGGCUCCCCUCCUGGAAAACUCCGCUACCUGGUAUUCACUGCAUCGGCAUCUUUUCCCCUCAACAUUUGUUGCUAAAUCAUUCGACCCUCCCUUAAGAAAGAGACUGUGUCCUCGCUGCCUUCACCCCGGUACACCAGUGUCACCUACCCCACAACCACGUUCAGCUCAGUCUCCAGUGUCCCCCGUUACAGCUCUGUUCCCAGAGCCACCCGUCACAGCUCAGUCUCCAGUGUCCCCCGUCACAGCUCAGGUCCCCGAGCCACCCGUCACAGCUCAGGUCCCCGAGCCACCCGUCACAGCUCAGGUCCCAGAAGCUCCUGAAGCCCAGGCCCGUGAGACAGCGAGAGGGGACCGCACGUCGGCUGUACAGGCCGCGUCUCAGCCUGCUGGGAACGGCGUGAGUCUUCUCUCCGCCUCAGGCUGCCUUCUGCUUCGGUCCCCAUCCACGUCGGCUGGAGGGCCCGAGGGGCCCGUUCAGCUUCCUUCCACGUCGGCUGCACAGACCGUUUCUCAGCCUGCUAGGAACGGCGUGAGUCUUCUCUCCGCCUCAGACUGCCUUCUGCUUCGGUCCCCAUCCACGUCAGCUGGAGGGCCCGAGGGGCCCGUUCAGCUUCCUUCCACGUCGGCUGCACAGGCCGUUUCUCAGCCUGCUAGGAACGGCGUGAGUUUUCUCUCCGCCUCCGACUGCCUUCUGCGUCGGCUGUCUCUCCCAGCUGGAGGGCCCGAGGAGCCCGUCCAGCCUCAAGCCACGUCUGCUGGGGGGCCCGAGCCGCCCGUCCAGCCUUCGCCUGCUGCCGCCUCAGAGCCUUCGCCUGCUGCCGCCUCAGAGCCUUCGCCUGCUGCCGCCUCAGAGCCUUCGCCUGCUGCCGCCUCAGAGCCUUCGCCUGCUGCCGCCUCAGAGCCUGCGCCUGCUGCAGCCUCUGAGCCUCCGUCUGCUGCAGCCUCUGAGCCUCCGUCUGCUGCAGCCUCUGAGCCUCCGUCUGCUGCAGCCUCGUCUGAGCCUCCGUCUGCUGCAGCCUCGUCUGAGCCUCCGUCUGCUGCAGCCUCGUCUGAGCCUCCCUCCGUCCUCGCCUGGCCCGGCCUCCGAGCCUCCGUCCUCGCCUGGCCCGGCCUCCGAGCCUCCGUCCUCGCCUGGCCCGGCCUCCGAGCCUCCGUCCUCGCCUGGCCCGGCCUCCGAGUCGCCUUCAGCCUCGCCUGGUCCGGCCUCCGAGUCGCCUUCAGCCUCGCCUGGUCCGGCCUCCGAGUCGCCUUCAGCCUCGCCUGGUCCGGCCUCAGAGUCGCCUUCGACGGCGCCCGGUCCAGCGUCGGCCUUUGCUUCUGCUCCGCCUGGUCCGGCUCCGGCUUCGGCCUCAUCUUCGUCUGGCCCAGCCUCAGAGUCUUCGUCUGCUGCAGCUCCAGCCUGUGCUUCGUCUGCUGCAGCCUCAGAGCCUUCGUCUGGCCCCGCCUCGACUGGUCCUAUGCCCACUGGGCCUCGGCCGGUACGCCUGGCACUGGUGAGCCGCCGCUGCCUUCCGCGCGGCCGGCCUCCGGACCUGCUCCCUCGUCUCCCUCGUCGCCGCCGCUGCCUUCCGCGCGGCCGGCCUCCGGACCUGCUCCCUCGUCUCCCUCGUCGCCGCCGCUGCCUUCCGCGCGGCCGGCCUCCGGACCUGCUCCCUCGUCUCCCUCGUCGCCGCCGCUGCCUUCCGCGCGGCCGGCCUCCGGACCUGCUCCCUCGUCUCCCUCGUCGCCGCCGCUGCCUUCCGCGCGGCCGGCCUCCGGACCUGCUCCCUCGUCUCCCUCGUCGCCGCCGCUGCCUUCCGCGCGGCCGGCCUCCCGAGACUGCUCCCUCGUCUCCUUCGUCGCCGCCGCUGCCUUCCGCGCGGCCGGCCCCCUGAACUGCUCCCUCGUCUCCUUCGUCGCCGCCGCCUUUGCCUCCCGCCGGCCGGCCUCCGGACCGGCUCUGCCGCCUGUGCCGCCCGCCUGGUCGGCCCCCCGACCGUGUGGCCCAUGA
Messenger RNA from Haplochromis burtoni (Burton's mouthbrooder), 3269 nucleotides. Its product is annotated as proteoglycan 4-like. The record is from RefSeq and is a predicted model, not a curated record. The transcript has 3 exons. NCBI's taxonomy places the organism in Eukaryota, Metazoa, Chordata, Actinopteri, Cichliformes, Cichlidae. The coding region runs from base 267 to 3269 and encodes 1000 amino acids.